Scylla paramamosain (green mud crab) is the source of this 4215-nucleotide messenger RNA. RefSeq names its product acetylcholine receptor subunit epsilon-like. Gene Ontology annotation, cellular component: synapse; neuron projection; plasma membrane. Gene Ontology annotation, molecular function: neurotransmitter receptor activity; extracellular ligand-gated monoatomic ion channel activity; transmembrane signaling receptor activity. The record is from RefSeq and is a predicted model, not a curated record. NCBI's taxonomy places the organism in Eukaryota, Metazoa, Arthropoda, Malacostraca, Decapoda, Portunidae. The transcript is spliced from 8 exons. Gene Ontology annotation, biological process: signal transduction; monoatomic ion transmembrane transport; chemical synaptic transmission. Bases 1994 to 2818 code for a protein of 274 amino acids.
ACUCCGUCCGUGGCAGUGUGGAGAGGAGGACGCAAAGGACAGCCGCGCCAUGAACCCCUACAAUUGUUUCUUGCUAGUGGUGCUGCAGCUGGCAUCAGCAGCACUAGGAACACGUGGUGGCAUUGUAAGGGGAAUAAAUGGAACAGACCUACCAUUCCCGCUCACACCACCCACCGCCACCACCACCACCACCACCACUUCCACCACCAGCAAGGCGCAUGGACAACACACCGCCGUGCGUUAACGUUUCAGCAGCAUCAGCAGUGGCAGAAGAGCAGCCACGCGUAAAGCUUCAAGGGUCUCACAGUCGUAUGACGUCCAGCCUGACUCUCCCCCGCCAAGCAGCAGCGACGCAACACCAAAAUCUGUCAGUGACGCUCCUCGACGUGGGCUCAAGUGGCAAGGCAGACCUAAAGCCUCCGGGCUCCCCACGACUCAGUUUUGCCCUCAACCACCGGCUCCUGCUUCUCACGCUCUGCCUGUGGAUCAAGCCUCACCGCCUCCACCAGGUCAGCAAUGUGGUCUAUCUGGGCGACGCGCGGCGCCAACACUUCCUACAGUUGUCACUCAACAGGGGAGAGGUGACCAUGCACGCAGCCCGCUGCCACCAUAAGUUUGGGGUGGUCUUGGGCGUACGAAAGUGGCACCACUUAUGUCUGGUGCUGGGACGGAAUUCGACCCUCUUCCGUGGAGGCGAGGCGGUGCCGUCCCCUUCACGCUGCGCCCCUAGUGAGGACUUCCCCAGCGAAGAAUUGGUCAUCGGGGGCUCGCUGUGGGGCGGCGCGCCGUUCUCAGGCCUGCUGGCUGACGUGAGGCUGUACGACGCCGCGCUCCCCGAGGGCCAGGUUCGGGGCGUGGCUGAGGGGCGCGAGGUCUCUCGGCCAGUCUUCACACUUGACGAGUCAUCGCUUGCCAGUCUUUCAAGUUCAGCAGAAAAUGUGGAGUUUGUUACAGUGGACAUUCAGAAUUUGACAUCGGAGACAAAAAAUUAUUAUUUCUACUUUGAAGAGAAACUUAAUUUUAUUCAUGCUGCAAGUUUAUGUAGGAAUGUUGGAGGAACACAAGUUAUGAUCUCAGAAACUAACAGUGAGGAAAUCCUGAAUGCCUUACUGAAGUACUCCGGCAGGGUGGGGGACGUGGCGGGGGACUCAUGGGCUCGGCUUCCUGAGUCUCUGAAUGGUAAGACAACCAACAGUUGCCCUCUUCUUCGGGCUUACCAGAACCCCCCCACGCUGCAGAAGGAGGACGGCGAUUGUGAGUCCACCGCCUCAGUUCUCUGCCAGUUGCCGGAGGAUCACAGGCUGAGGAUUCUCGGUCUGCAGGAGGAAGUCAUGCUUUAUCCGAUUCACAAUUCUUUGAACAUCUUCGAGGAUGGAGGCAACUACCGCCUCAUCGCCACGGACGCGGGAGUGAAGCUGGAAAGCGCCCAGAACGGGAUUACUUUAUACGAACAAGUGUCUUCCUCCACGAGGCAGCUGACGGGUCGACAUAAAUGGUUUCCCCCUGAUAAGACUGAGAACAACAACAACAACAACAACAACAACCACAGCAAGUCAGAAGUGGUCCUCACUCUCACGGCCUGCAGGGAGGGUCAGUUCACCUGCUCAGAUGGGGACUGUGUGAGCCUAGAAGACGUCUGUAACUUGGUCAAUGAUUGCCAAGAUGCCACUGACGAGCUGCUGUGUGCAGACCUGGCAUUCCUCCCCGACACUUACAGCAAGCGGUUCUCUCCGUCUCAAGGGACGGAAGACAAGGCGUUGGUCGGCCUCAGGAUCACUCUGGAGCAGGUGAAUCACGUGGAGCUCACUGAAAAUCUUCUGAAAGUUGUGCUCAGACUGGAUGUUAUGUGGCGGGAUCCUCGGAUUAUGUUCAAGUACCUUCAGAAAGACACAGCAGUCAUGUUACCGGAGGAGGUUGUGCAGGAGAUGUGGCUGCCGUGCAUUGACCUGGUCACCGCCGCGCCAGACUACAGGGACAGUGCUGACUUCCCAACAUGAAAGAUAAGAUAGUGACCGCCACGGCUCGCACUGACGGCUUCGGCACCGUCCUCGGCCACACUGAGGUGAAGGCUUUCCCCGGCGCCUUCACGGAUCUGCAGGCGGGUCGAACCGAUGAAAUCGCCUUCAUCUGCCCCCUCGACCUCUUCUUCUACCCAUUUGACGUGCAGGUGUGCAAGAUGCCGCUGAGGUUGAUUGGGCACGCGAAUGACGCCACCUGGAACGCCACCCAGAUGUCGACAGCUCUCGGCGAUCACCUCACACUGACGCUCCUCUCUACGCACGAGUUCACCAUCAGAUUGCACCCCGACCAGGAGACGGCCGUGGUGGUGGUGAAGCUUGGCCGCAGGUACGACGCAUACUUCAUCAACACCAUGCUGCCGUGUAUGCUGCUGGAGGUGAUCGGCUUCCUCACGCACGCCUUCCCCAUCCAGGACUUCAGCAACCGGUGCACCGCCACGCUCUCCUGCCUCAUCGUGAAGGCCGCCUUCUUCCUACAAAUCAGCGGCACUCUCCCAAAGACCGCGGACCCCAAGCUGGUGGACGUGUGGAUGUUCGGCAACGUGUUCGUGCUGUCGCUGAUAUUCCUGGCGCACGUGGCUGUGCUUCACGUGCAGCGCCGCUACGAGACAUCCAAGAGCACACCCAAGAAGGGUUGCGUGGCCUGGGACGAGGAGAUUAUUCAGGAUGGAACCGGAUACCGCAUAGCGCGCUACGUGAACCUGGUGGGCUUGGCCACGUCCAUGCUGGUGUGCAUCAUGCUGCUGUCCGGCAUCGGCGUGGCCGCGGCCAGGGGGAAGAUGGCUGCGAUGAUGCUCUAACCGUCUCCCCGUGGAUCUCUUGCUGCUGUGAGAGUGUAGCCGAUUGCAGCAUGGUCAUAAAAUCAAUCAGAAUCGGCGUGGGGAGUCUUAGUGAAGAGUCUGUUCGUAUGUGAUUCGUAGGGCCCAGGUAAUCAUGUUCGAACGAGAGGAAGUGACGGGCACGUGAGGGAAAGGAGCGUAGUGUGCGGAGAUUAGGUCUUAUUCGUAAGUAGUGUACUAAACCGAGUCCCUAUCUUUGCUGGAGGUUUUCCUAUGCUAACUACCCUGCUUUAUUAUGGCGUGUACUGCUAUGCAUGCUAGGCACAUACCAUUAUCGUAAGGUAUCUCAAGCCCAGGAUUACUCAGUGUGUUGCCUCAAUAAAGAGUUUCAGUGCAUACGUGAAGUCUAUUGUGUUUGGAGAUCCUUAGACGUCAUGUGUGUCCUGCGUGAGCUGCAAUGUUCCUCCAAACUCUGGUGGCCUGUUGGCGAAGGCUGUGUUGUGCAGAUCAGAGGCCCUGCCUGACGGAGACGUAGUUGAGGGGCUGGGAGUCUUCGAUGAUGGUGUAUAGAUAGUACCCUUGCUAGACGAACCUGGAAAGAAACACGUCCGUGGGAAUUACAGUGGUGACGGCUGGAUCAGUAUGACAAAAAAAAAAUUUGUUUUUUCCUUCACCCAGUGCUUUCUCAUAACCAGAUUUUCAGUCUCCUGUUUGAAGCUGCGUGAGGUUCUGUGCUCCAUUCAAGGAAGCUAUUGAUCUUGCUCCUACCUUCCCUAUCCGAAUGUCUACUUUGUUCUUGCCAGCUUCCCCUUGAAAAGUAAGGCCCACAUACGUAUAGGUUCUGGUCCCCAAGGAAAAGUCAGGAGGAUUAAUCAAAACUACUAACAAAUUUCGAAUUUAAGAGUUAAGAAGGAAAAGAAGGGUUACCUUAGGAUAGGACAGGGUCAGUUUAAUGGUCUGUGUAGUUGUGAGGGAGUAGAAUUAGAAGUCUGAAUUAGAAAAAUUACACUACAAGAACUGAAUUCUUAGAAUUGGAAGGACUGAAUUAGAAUUAGAAUAAGAAGAGUUGAAUUAGAAUUAUAAGAAUUGAAUUGAAUUAGAAGACUUGAAUUAGAAUCAGAAGAAUUUAAUUUUGAAUAAGAAUUUACUCUGACAGUCUCACAUGUCAACAAACUCCUGAUAGGGCGCGUCCACGCGGCUUGAGGGUUGUGUUCCACCAGCCUCACGUCCACCACCACCCCACUGCCGAAGAAUGCCCUGGCGAUGUCGUCCUACAUUCCUGCCGAAGCAAAAGCUGAUAGGGAAACCUUGCAGCAUCAUAUUAGUUUACUAUAGUUAUGGGUGACGUGUUGUUCAGGAUGAGAGAAAAUGGAAGUGUUUAAAGGGGGACUAUGCAAUAUUUUGUUUGAUUUAAUUAU